Molecule: messenger RNA, 1674 nt
Organism: Cyphellophora europaea CBS 101466
Lineage: Eukaryota; Fungi; Ascomycota; Eurotiomycetes; Chaetothyriales; Cyphellophoraceae
Exons: 1
Coding region: 1-1674 (557 amino acids)
Source: RefSeq, a predicted model, not a curated record
AUGAUUCAACACGUGGCAUCACCGAUCCAAGUCAAAGGGAUCCCACAGGGAAGUCCGGAGUAUGAGCAGAAGCGUGCAGACCUUCUCCGGACCUUCUAUGACAAGAUUCCUGCACAGUAUUACCUCCCGCGAUCGCUCAUUGAGCAUCCACCACUAGAUGUGUCCGGAAUUCCUCGAACGGCAGGUAUCCUGACCUCUGAGGAAGUCGAGAUCACCGAAACCUACGAUGCUGUGGGCCUUGCAGAAGCGAUUGCCGCGAAGAAGUACACAUCAGUGGCUGUUGCGUCUGCAUUCUGUAAACGCGCUAUAGUUGCUCAUCAACUCACCUGCUGCCUGACUCAGUGGUUUAUGGAUGAAGCCAUUGAGCAGGCGAAGCAGCUGGAUGAGUAUCUUGCUGUAAACGGAAGAACUAUUGGACCGCUCCAUGGCGUCCCCAUCAGCAUCAAAGACCAUAUGCCUAUCGCUGGUACCUACAGCUCCAUGGGUUGUUUCGGGUCGAUUGUCAAGGAUGAGACGGAUAGCCACAUGAUCAAGAUCUUACGGAAUCUUGGAGCGGUGUUUUACGUCAAGACGAAUCAGCCCCAGACUAUCAUGCAUCUUGAGAGCGACUCGCAUUGGGGUCGAGUGUUGAAUCCUUACAACAUUAAUCUGUCUGCCGGAGGAUCAACCGGAGGCGAGGCAGCUCUGAUCGCUCUUCAGGGGUCCGUGCUCGGGGUAGGUACCGACAUUGGAGGCUCUAUCAGAGGUCCCAGUGCGUUUUGCGGCAUUUACGGCUUCAAACCUACCUCGUACACCUUGCCGAUGAAAGAUUUCCUUCCCGGUGGCUUCCCAGCUGAAAUCAACAUCCUUUGUUCAACAGGGCCAAUGUGUCGGUCUCUAAGAGAUAUGGAGCUUUUCAUGAGCACUGUUCUGGCAGCGAAGCCUUAUUUGAGCGAUCCUAGAAUCAUUCCGAUACCUUGGACAGGUCUUCAAACUCCUACGAAGAAGCUGAAAAUUGGCAUCAUGAACGAUGACGGCUUCAUCCGCCCUCAACCGCCCGUCCAGCGUGCGAUGGCAUGGGCACAGUCGAUUCUGUCACAAGAACAAUAUUCUAGCCUAUUUGAAUUGAAGACAUACAAACCCUAUGACGCCCAAGGAGCCUGGGCUAGAAUUCGAAAGAUGUACUGGCCGGACGCUGCAAACGGUCCCAAGGAAGCCAUCACAUCCACCGGCGAGCCCAUCCUUCCUCUGAGCAGAUGGAUCUGGAAGGACGCAGAGUUGGAAGGCGAAAAGACUGGUACAGAAGUGAGCAAGAUGCGUGUAGACAGGGAUGAGUUCAGGUGCAAUUUUGCCGAGGGCUGGAUGUCUCAAGAUGUCGACGUUGUGUUGGCUCCUGCUUAUGUCGGCCCAGCUUGCGCUCACGAUACCGCUUUCUACUGGACAUACACUUCGCUGUGGAAUUUUGUCGACUAUCCCGCGGCCGUUUUCCCAACUCCUAUUACGGCUAAGGCUGAUGAGCAAUAUUCAGAGGGCUACACGCCACUUAGCGAGGCUUGCUCUCACGUCAAGCAGCUGUGGGAAGAAACAAGCUUUGUUGGUGCACCCAUCGACCUUCAGCUUGUGGCAAAGAAGUACCACGAUAACGAACUCUUUGGCGCUUUGCAAGUCUUGAAGGACGUGUUGAGUCUAUCAUAG